Molecule: messenger RNA, 1994 nt
Organism: Anguilla rostrata (American eel)
Lineage: Eukaryota; Metazoa; Chordata; Actinopteri; Anguilliformes; Anguillidae
Product: isocitrate dehydrogenase [NADP] cytoplasmic
Exons: 9
Coding region: 148-1392 (414 amino acids)
Biological process (GO): isocitrate metabolic process; NADP+ metabolic process
Cellular component (GO): peroxisome; mitochondrion; cytosol
Molecular function (GO): isocitrate dehydrogenase (NADP+) activity; NAD binding; magnesium ion binding
Source: RefSeq, a predicted model, not a curated record
GGUUCAUCGCAAGUAGAUACGCCUCUGCGCGCAACCGCAGUCCUAUAGAGACAAGCCGGAAUUAAGUAAACUUGCGUCGCCUUACGAGAUCAUUUCAGUGCAGCACCGCGAAACCUGUGGCUAAUAUUAAACCGUGAAGGCAUAAGGAUGGCUCAGAAGAUCCAGGCGGGCUCUGUGGUGGAGAUGCAGGGGGAUGAGAUGACCAGAGUGAUCUGGGAGCUUAUUAAGGAAAAACUCAUCUUCCCCUAUUUGGAAAUAGAUCUUCACAGCUAUGACCUGGGCAUGGAGAACCGCGACGCCACGGACGACCGGGUGACGGUGGACGCGGCCGAGGCGGUGCGGCGCCACAGCGUGGGCAUAAAGUGCGCCACCAUCACGCCCGACGAGAAGCGCGUGGAGGAGUUCGGGCUGAAGCAGAUGUGGAAGUCGCCCAACGGCACCAUCCGCAACAUCCUGGGCGGGACGGUGUUCCGCGAGGCCAUCAUCUGCAAGAACAUCCCCCGCCUGGUGCCCGGGUGGCUAAAGCCCAUCAUCAUCGGCAGACACGCCCACGGGGACCAGUACAAAGCCACGGAUUUCGUGGUGCCGGGUCCGGGGCGCGUGGAGAUGAAGUACACCCCCAAGGACGGGAAGCCCACCACGUUCGUCGUCCACGACUUUGAGGGCACUGGGGGCGUGGCUCUGGGGAUGUACAACACGGACAAGUCCAUCCGCGAAUUCGCCCACAGCUCCUUCCAGAUGGGCCUGACCAAGGGCUGGCCCCUCUACCUCAGCACCAAGAACACCAUCCUCAAGAAGUACGACGGCCGCUUCAAGGACAUCUUCCAGGAGAUCUACGAGAAGGAGUACAAGGCCCAGUUCGAGGCUAAGGGCAUCUGGUACGAGCACCGGCUCAUCGACGACAUGGUGGCCCAGGCCAUGAAGUCGGAGGGCGGCUUCAUCUGGGCCUGCAAGAACUACGACGGGGACGUGCAGUCCGACUCCGUGGCUCAGGGCUACGGCUCCUUGGGCAUGAUGACCAGCGUUCUGAUUUGCCCUGAUGGCCGCACGGUGGAGGCAGAGGCCGCCCACGGCACAGUGACGCGGCACUACCGCCAACACCAGCAGGGCAAGGAGACCUCCACCAACCCCAUCGCCUCCAUCUUUGCGUGGACCCGCGGGCUGGCCCACCGGGCGAAGCUGGACGGCAACGCCGAGCUGAGCGUCUUCGCCGAGUCGCUGGAGGCCGUCUGCAUCGAGACCAUCGAGGCCGGCUUCAUGACCAAGGACCUGGCUGCCUGCAUCAAGGGGCUGCCCAACGUCCAGCGCUCCGAUUACCUGAACACCUUCGAGUUCCUGGACAAGCUGGCAGAGAACCUGAACACCAAGCUGUCGAGCCAGUCCAAACUGUGAACAUGACUCGCUCGCACAAAGCGCACACACACACACACACACUUCCGAUUCCGAGCCCAACGUUGGACCAAAUCAGACCAGCUCGUUUCUCCGUCCAGAGUGGCCUCCCCAGCGGGACCCCUCCCUGGGCACGGUGGCCCCGCCCCCUACCCCCGCCUUGGUCAGGUCGUUUACGGUGCUGCUGACCGCUGCGAUCCCAAACCGCUGCACCUCCUCCUGGCUGCAGGAGGCGCUCUACCACCCACCCGAACAGCAAAGGGAGCGGGUGAGCACCUCCUUUCUCCCCCGGAGUUGCGCCUCCUUUCUCCCCUGGUGUUGCCUUAACACGUAGCUAUGUGCACUCGUCCGUUAAACCCAUUUCCUGUGUCUCACACCCUGCCCCUCCCACCAAGUUUGUCCAAUGAUCACGUACCAGUCUCUGGUUGCCAGGUGCUGAGUAAAGCAUUAAGUACUACUGACGUCCUCCCCUGCACACAACGGGCAUUAGCUGAAGCCACUCAGAUGUUUGUGUUACUGCAAUAAAGGAUGUGGGGCAGAUUCUGAUUUGUGUUCAGUCCAUGUGUCAAUGAACUAGUGAAUAAAAAGAGGGUUUUUGGAGAAAA